AUGUCCCUCCGCGAGUUGGCGCCAGGCACAGGGCGAAAUGGUACACUGAAGCCAGAACUUGACAUCAUCGCUGUCCAUGGUCUGAAUCCCAUGGGAUCUGCUAAUCACGCUUUCAACACUUGGCGGAAACCGGAAGAUGAUAGCGGUAACCUCUGGCUGAAACACGAUUUUCCGAAAGCUCAACCUAACGCGAGGGUUUUCAUCUACGAAUACAACUCAAGUCCCGUAUUUGGGUCGGGACGAGAUAGCUUCGUACGCGAGGCAAAUGUAUUCUUAGAUGAGAUUCAUGGAGCAAGAUGGGAACUUGGUGAAAACAUCCCCUUAAUCCUUAUCGGACACAGCCUAGGGGGAAUUCUCAUCAAGCAGGCACUGGUGAACGCGUGGGCAAAUCCAAUGUACAGGGGCAUCAAAGAGGCAACUCACUCGCUUGUAUUCUUUGGAACCCCUCAUAGUGGGCCGUCAAAGAAUCUCAAAGUCGGCCUCGGCAUGGCAUGUGCUAAGAUUGCUCGAUCCCUGCCAUUCGGGGCUCAUUCAGCCUUGAUAGAGGUUCUAGAACAAGGAACACUCUUUUCCGACAUUUUGAGUGAAGCAUUUCGCCAUCAGCUCGAAACGUACAACAUACUAUCCUGCUACGAGGGGAUAGGCGAUAUUGUUCCAUUCGAUUCAGCUGUUUUGAACCUUCCAGGAAACCGGGAAACACAAUUGCGCAUAGAUGCCGACCAUAGCAAUAUGUGUCGUUUCAACUUGGAUGUCCAAUCUGAUGCGGAUAAUUAUAGAAAAGUGCAGCGAAAUUUGCAAAUGCUGUGUGCAGAUGCGCUUGUGGGUUCACUGAAGCUUAAGCAAGGUCACGACUUUAUCAAUGAGGGAGAAGGGGAUAAUCGCUCUUUGUCAAGCCGACUUUCUAGGUCCACGAUCUCAAGCUUGAAGAAAGAUGGUGCCGAAUGGCACGAGUUGGAAAGAGAGCUGGCCAACUCCGGAAUCUCGCCUCAAAUCCUCGGCGAGCAGCAUCACUUCAUUGCUCACUGGCUUGAAAAUGCAUCCUUAUCGGGAAGAUUGAUCCUUCCAGAUGAAGUGCAAGACUUGCCUCUUUGCCCAGACAAUGAGUCUCUUUACACGUAUAGCACAGACUUGCAGCAAGCCAACGAAGGCUCUCCGCACUGCAUACCCCCAGCAACCUUCGUUCCUAGUGUGGGCCAGGUUCACGUUAGCCCAAAUACGAAUGGCUCUACCAGAACAAGCACAAAACAAAAGAAUUGGCGAUAUUCUUUAGUGCACAAACUCCGAUAUGGCUCUGCUGAUCCAUUCAUUGCUCUACAUAAAGCCGUAUCUCGAGAUGAUUACUCGGCAGUGUCUAAAUUGGUACAAGAGGCCACGAUAUCAGAUCAAAUUCAGACUAAAGGCUCUAUUCUCAUCAGCUGUGCUGUUGAAAAGGGCGAUUCAGAAAUGCUAAGCAUAUUAGUAGAGCAGACUUCCUCUGUUGACUGGUCGAAGAUGCUUGGGGCACAACUACGCCUUACGCUUCAUACUGGGUCUGGGCGAGACCUGCUUGAUAUCUUUAUCAGAAACGGUGCAUCUUUCGGGUCCCUUGAGCUUGCAGCAGCUAUGAGUUGGGCUUCGGAGUCCACUCUUUUUCAGAUGAUGCAAGUGGGAAAUAACUCUAUCGAAUAUGAAGGGUGGGCUCAAAUAUUUCUCUAUAUUGCUGCUAAGCUGGGGUACAUUGAUCUUUUUGAAACUUUCGUGAACCAAUACGGUGGAAUAAACUCUCUUGUGGAAGGUACAACUCCAUUUCAUAUCGCUUGUGGCUCAGGAAAUAUCGAUGUUGUUCAGAGUGCGUUUGAGAUGGGUGGAAACUUCAUGACCUUGGAUUCCCAGGGCGAAACACCUUUGCAUGCUGUUGUAUGGGGGGAGGUUCAUGACAAUUGGAACAUUCGUGCAACUCUGAGAUAUCUCAUUGGAAAAGGAGCGUCUCUCCUAACAAAAACAAUACCCGGAAAGUCACUGCUCCACCUAGCAGCGGAAGUGUCAAAUCUCCAUGCAAUAGAGUCGCUUGUUGGUAUUGAGAUGCACUGCAAUAUUCUUGACACCUUUGGAAACACGCCAUUACAUGCAGCUUCUUACACCAAAGAGCUGAAGGGAUCAUUGGGACACAAUCAUCGCCUCGAUCCUAUGCCAUUUUACCACCCGACACUUCGCCAUCGAGUAACCCAAAUUAACUUUAGGGAUUUGUUGAAGACUUCGAGGGUUAUUCUGAAAGGAUAUUGCACAGAAAUUGAUGGUCUCAAAUUCUUUAAUCGCCAACCUAAACCGGACGAACGGGGCAGCGAUGAAGCAGUGCGAUUGUUAUUGCAAUAUGGAGCUGCAGCAAAUGCGAAGAAUAACGAUGGUGUGACACCAUUACAUCUAGCGUCUAGGGGUGGGAAUUUGCCUCGAAUGGCGGCGCUUUUAAGCAAAGGAGCAGAUCCUAAUAUCAAAGACAAUGCAGGGUGGACCGCUAUCCGAUAUGCCAUCAGCGCUAAUUCGGGUCCUGCGGUGAAGCUCUGUCUAGAACAUGGUGCGGACACAAACGAAAGUGCACCGGUUUCCUUGGGCCAAAACAUUGAGGAAGAAUUGACAAUUCUGGAACACAUCAAGUUCAUGCGUGCUACUGAACUGUUGUACAUUUUGCGGAAACACGAAAAUCCGGAUUGUCCGGAUGAAACCAUUGAAGGGCUUGAAAUAUUGAAACAUUCAAGCGAAUAUAAGUGGUUACCUGGAAGAGAUAGGGAAAGGGAGAAAGAGGACAGAAGACAUCAUCAUGGAGAAUGA
This is a messenger RNA of Penicillium samsonianum, 2805 nucleotides long. RefSeq lists its product as uncharacterized. The transcript is spliced from 8 exons. The record is from RefSeq and is a predicted model, not a curated record. Gene Ontology annotation, molecular function: protein binding. NCBI's taxonomy places the organism in Eukaryota, Fungi, Ascomycota, Eurotiomycetes, Eurotiales, Aspergillaceae. The coding region runs from base 1 to 2805 and encodes 934 amino acids.